Molecule: messenger RNA, 895 nt
Organism: Musa acuminata subsp. malaccensis (wild Malaysian banana)
Lineage: Eukaryota; Viridiplantae; Streptophyta; Magnoliopsida; Zingiberales; Musaceae
Product: protein MIZU-KUSSEI 1-like
Biological process (GO): hydrotropism
Source: RefSeq, a predicted model, not a curated record
GGCUGCCCCCCUUGCCUCCUUAGUUAGAGAGGAGGCCAUCUCAAGCAUCGUUCCCCGCACCGCACCAACGCUCUCUUUCUUGCCGUGGCAAUUUGAAGAUGAGGACGAUGAUGGACUUGGGGAGCCAAAGUGGUCUCCACAUCAUCGAUACGUCGAUCGCCGUCGACUGCACGAGGGACGUGCGCCUCCGUCGCACCCUCCGCAGCCUCGUCCAGCACAUGGUCCCCUGCUGCGUCUUCCCACCCUCCGACGCCUCUCACGACUUCGUCGACACCCGCUCCACCCACGGUUCCGGCUCUUCCACGACCACCAUCGUCACCGGUACCUUCUUCUGCUACCGCCGCGGUCGCGUCAGCUUCUGCCUGCACGACGAACCCUCCCGGAACUCGCCCAUCCUCCUGCUCGAUUUCACCAUCCCCACCGCCUACCUCGCCAAGGAGAUGCAGCAUGGCGUGCUCCGCAUCGCGCUCGAAUGCGACCGCUCUCGCCCUCGUUCAUCGAUGCCCAUGGCGCUCUUCAGUGUCCCGUCGUGGUCUAUGUACUGCAACGGCCGCAAAGUGGGGUACGCCGUCCGCCGGCAGAUGAGCGAGGACGAGGCGGCCAUCUUCAAGCUCAUGCAAUCCGUAUCGGUCGGCGCCGGAGUCGUUCCCAGAGAAACAAAGUCUGGCAGUGGCGAUCUCCUGUACCUUCGGGCGAGCUUCGAGCGGGUCAUCGGGUCGGUGGAUUCGGAGUCAUUUCAUAUGAUCAAUCCGGUUGGAAGCACCGGGCAACAGCUGAGUAUAUUUCUACUGCGAACUUAGGCAUCCUUCCAUGUCUCUCGCUCUCUCUCUCUGUCUCUCUGUCUCUCCUUUUCUUGGCUGUACAUAUGGUAGUAGAUUGAUCUGAUAGAGUGCAU